Molecule: messenger RNA, 1011 nt
Organism: Fomitopsis serialis
Lineage: Eukaryota; Fungi; Basidiomycota; Agaricomycetes; Polyporales; Fomitopsidaceae
Product: WD40 repeat-like protein
Exons: 5
Coding region: 1-1011 (336 amino acids)
Biological process (GO): cytoplasmic translational initiation
Cellular component (GO): eukaryotic translation initiation factor 3 complex, eIF3m; cytoplasm
Molecular function (GO): translation initiation factor activity; RNA binding; protein binding
Source: RefSeq, a predicted model, not a curated record
AUGAUACAAAUCGGUUGCUUCAUCUCAGGACACGAGCGGUCAUUGACCCAAAUCAAGUUCAACAAAGAGGGUGACCUCCUCUUCUCCUGCUCAAAAGACCACAUCAUCAACGUCUGGUUCACGCACAAUGGAGAGCGGCUCGGGACGUACGAUGGGCAUAACGGGACGGUCUGGACGGUCGACGUCGACUCACAAUCUCGCUUCUUGGUCACUGGGUCCGCAGACAACACCCUCCGCCUGUGGUCUGUCGAGACGGGCAAAUGCCUAUAUACAUGGGAGUUCCCUACUGCAGUGAAGCGUGUUGCCUGGAGUGAGGAUGAUGCGCAAGUUGUCUGCAUCACGGAGCAACGGAUGGGUCACCAGUGCGCCGUACGGGUAUUCAACAUUGACAGGGAGGGAGACGGGACCAAUCAAUCGAAGGAACCAUGGUCGUUCUUCAACCCCAUUGGCUCGAAGGCGACUCUUUGCGCAUUUGCCCACGUGCCCAAUCUCAUCCUCAUGGGACACGAGUCGGGCAAGGUCGCGUUGUUCGAUGCGAAGACCGGAGAGGAAGUGCUCAACAACGAACGCGCGCACAUGGAUGUCGUGACAGACCUUCAUUUGAGCCCAGAUCGGUCCUAUUUCGUCACCAGUAGCAAGGACAAGACUGCUCGUUUGCAUGAGACGAAGACUCUUACCGUCCUCAAGACAUACACAACUGAAACUCCUUUGAACAGCGCAGCAAUUGCACGGGGAAAGCCUUACGUCCUACUGGGUGGUGGACAAGACGCCAUGAGCGUGACGACCACAUCACUACGGCAGGGUAAAUUCGAAACACGGUUCUGGCACAAGGUCUUCGAGGAGGAGGUUGGCCGCGUCAAGGGUCACUUCGGGCCCGUCAACACCAUUGCUGUCUCCCCGAAGGGUGAUUGUUAUGCCUCUGGCGGAGAGGAUGGAUUCGUUCGUGUGCAUCAUUUCGACGAAAGUUACUUCCGCGCGAAACCGUAUGGCGACUUGGAGAUAGAAGAGUAA